AUGGAACUGCUGAUCAACGCUGCCAAGGAUGAGCAAAAGGUUGCAGCCUUGAACGACUUGUCCAAGAUCGCAACGAUGCGUGCUGUCUCUCAGACUUCUCCAAACCGUCUGGCUGAGGCUCUCUUAUCUCCUCACAUGUUGAUUGAAAUGCUUGACCUGUUCGGUCAUGAGUUUCUUCCUGUCUUCGAAGACCAACUCAAACCUCAUGGCGCUCUGGGUACUGCGGAUUCGAAGGCUAAGCGCCCUCUUAACGCCUUCAUGGCCUUUCGCACCUACUAUCUGAAGCUAUUCCCCGACACCCAGCAGAAGAAUGCCUCCGGUUUCCUGACUCAGCUCUGGGGCGGCGACCCUCACCGAAACAAAUGGGCCCUGAUUGCUAAAGUCUAUUCCUUUCUCCGCGAUCAACUCGGCAAGAGUACCGUUAACUUGUCCGCAUUCCUUGGUAUCGCUUGCCCUUUGAUGAACAUGGUUGAACCCUCCUUGUAUAUUGAGGUCCUUGGCUGGCAGCAAAUUGCUUCUCAAGGCAUCGUGACAUUUCAGCAAAACACUGAUGUCAUGAAGGCGAACCUGGCAUGCCCUGUCAAUGCCCAACCCACCACCGAGAUCGAUCUUCUCACCAGCGUCCUGUCUGCUGGUUACUACACGGACUUCUCUCAGGUUCUCCUGAUGCGCAUGUGGGCUUGCCAGAAUGGCAUCAUGACCACUACCAGUGCUACUGCUGGUAACAGUGUCGCCACUACUCAACCGCUCUACGAGUCUGUUCCAACAACCUCCGAAAAAACCAGUUUCAUCAACGCAGUUCGCGAGAGCCGCAACCUUGCUGCUCAGGAUCUUUUUGGUGCCCAAUACGACGCCGCCUUGUUCGGAAAUCGUUUCGUUCAUUCAUGGGAAGUGCAGGACCUCGCUUCGUUCCAGAAUGUUCAGAUUUCUGUGGCAGACUCGCCUAUGGAGAGCAACACUCUCUACAACUUCCACAUGGAUCGGCACUACCGCCCUCAGGCUUCUGAGUUCGACCUCUACGAUGUCAUCGACACAGGCAUCAUUGACAUCUCCAGCGCCUGGUCUAUUGACCAGUACCUGCAUGAGAAGCAAUCCAAGAUGCAUCAGCAGUGUCAGUACUUCCUGUCCAAAAACUCCGAUUAUUACUGA
This is a messenger RNA of Fusarium verticillioides 7600, 1149 nucleotides long. RefSeq names its product mating-type protein MAT-1. Gene Ontology annotation, cellular component: nucleus. Gene Ontology annotation, molecular function: DNA binding, bending. Lineage: Eukaryota; Fungi; Ascomycota; Sordariomycetes; Hypocreales; Nectriaceae. Gene Ontology annotation, biological process: positive regulation of mating-type specific transcription, DNA-templated. The transcript is spliced from 2 exons. The record is from RefSeq and is a predicted model, not a curated record. The coding region runs from base 1 to 1149 and encodes 382 amino acids.